CAUCGACAAAUCUUCAGGGCCUUAUAUCCCCUCAUAGAGUGGCAAAGGAUUGCUGCCAGUGUUUGUGUAAUGUAGAUUGGAGUGCCUGGUGCCAGUAAGAGGUUGCACCUGAGGACGUCCGGAUCUUGUGCCCUAGAUGUCCCUCCAAAGAGAAUUUCAAUUUUCCCGCGAUCCCAACCCCGUAGUUCACACGUGGUUUCCCCUAUUAUCAAAUUUUAAUAUUUAAAUUUUAGCAAAAAAAAAAAUAAAUAAAUAAAAAGUUUCCCCUUCAUGUGUAUGUGUGUGAAUGUUAUUCAAAUUUUAAUUUAAGGACCUCUCACCUUGAAUUUUUUCUUUUUUGGAUUUGGAAAAAUAUCCAGAACCCAAGAAUGAACGAGGGUGGAAGGUAUAAUCCUGGAUUCAUCCCAGACGAAGGCUUUCUUAAUGUGGAACUCGGAAAGUCGCCCAAGGACGAUGGAAAGAACAAAAAUACCUAUAAUCUUGAUUAUGGGAUUCACGAUAAGAAAAUUUCACUUUCCCUGCCGGAACAGAUGACAUCAAUAGAGGAACAAAAUGAAAGAGCAACAUGGGGAAAUGGAUUGGAAUUUUUGAUGUCCUGCAUAGCAAUGUCAAUUGGUCUCGGCAAUGUAUGGAGAUUUCCGUUCACAGCUUUCGAAAAUGGUGGGGGUGCCUUCCUGAUUCCUUACAUUAUUGUUCUGUUCCUCGUGGGAAAGCCAUUUUAUUAUUUGGAAAUGAUUAUGGGUCAAUUUACUAGUAGGUCAUCGGUUAAAAUGUGGUCAUGUGUGCCAGCAUUUCGAGGUGUUGGAUGGGCACAAAUGUUUUCGAUGAUUGCCGUUGGCACGUACUAUUGUUCACUGAUGUCCGUUACUCUCUACUACCUCAUUAAUAGUUUUCAAUCGCAAUUGCCCUGGUCAAAAUGUUUACUCGAAUGGGGUGAUGUCUGCAUAAAUUCUGGAAAAACUGACGAAAACAUCACACAUCAUGGGAAAAAUAUGAGUAACAUGAUGAGUUCUGCCGAAUUGUAUUUUACAAAGACUGUACUAAAGGAAAAAUUAAACAUCGACGAUGGAGUUGGAUUACCCGAUUGGAAAUUAUCAAUCUGCUUAUUUAUCGCCUGGCUAUGUAUAUUUGGAGUUUUAGCUCGAGGUGUAAAAAGCUCAGGCAAAGCUGCCUACUUUUUGGCACUGUUUCCCUACGUAAUAAUGGUGGCACUACUUUUGAGGGCCGUCACAUUAGAUGGUGCAAUGAAUGGAAUUAUAUUCUUCAUCAAACCACAAUGGGACAAACUUUUCGAACCUCAAGUGUGGUAUGCUGCAGUAACACAAUGCUUCUUUUCACUCUCCGUAUGCUUUGGAGGAGUUGUCAUGUACUCUUCCUACAAUUCUUUUCGUCACAAUAUUUACAGAGAUGUUAUUGUCGUCACCAGUUUGGAUACAAUAACGAGUCUCAUGGCUGGAUUUACAAUUUUUGGUAUUCUCGGAAAUCUCGCUCAUGAACUUGGAACAGAUGACAUCACAAAAGUAGUUCGCGGUGGAACUGGUCUUGCAUUUAUAUCAUAUCCUGACGCUAUUGCUAAGUUUACUGUUCUACCACAGCUAUUUUCAGUGCUGUUCUUCCUUAUGCUUUUCGUAUUAGGAAUUGGCAGUGCCAUUGCAAUAGUUGGUGGAAUCGUAAGCGUAAUUAGCGACCAAUUUCCAUCUUGGAAAAAUUGGCACAUCGUUUUGGCAACAUCUCUAUUUGGAUUUUUGGUCGGAACCAUCUACUGUACUCCAGGAGGACAAUUUAUAUUGGGUUUGGUGGACUAUUACGGUGCCUCGUUUGUUGUGUUCGUACUUGCAACUUUGGAAAUGACGGGCAUUUUUUGGGUCUAUGGAUUGGAGAACAUUUUGGACGAUGUCGAAUUCAUGUUGAACAGAAGGCCAUCAAUUUACUGGAGACUCUGUUGGGGUUUAAUUACUCCUGUUUUAUUAGCCACUAUUUUAAUUUACAACAUCGCAACUCUCACUCCUCUUACGUACAGAGGCGUCUACUAUCCUUCCAGUGCUUACGCUGCAGGAUGGUCACUACUUGCCUUUGGUGUCUUGCAACUACCUCUUUGGCUCAUUUACACAAUUUUGACAAAACGAAAAUUAGGUCUGCCAAAGAUGAUUAAAAAGGCAUUUAGUCCAUCAAAGGAUUGGGGGCCAUUUAAAGCAUCGGACUUGGCUGAUUGGCGAGCAUUUAAAGAUGCCAAGAAACAAAAGAGAGAAAAAAGAAUAUCGUCAAAACUAAAGCAAUACUUUUACGUUCUUCUUGGAUUAGAAAAUAGAUUGUCAUAAAUAAUUCAUUCUUCCGAUAACUAAAUUUCUUAAUAUCCAAAAAAAAGGAGUCCAGAACAACAAAACAACAAUUUUGCGAUUCUUUUCGAAAUACUACUGAAUAUCCUAAUGAUAUAAAUACUGCGAGGUAAAGACAGCCUUCUAGAGACAAUUUAGAGUUAUUAAUUUAGCAUUUUAAGCAGACUUUAAUUACGAGAACAAAAAACUUAAGAAUCUCCUUGAAAUUUCUACGAAAUUUCAAAACAAAAAACGAAAAAACGAAUCAAAACAGUUUUGAUUACAAAAUUUUGUUUUUAACUUUAAAUUUGAAAGAAAUGCGAAAUUCACUCAACUGCCGUCCUAAUAUAUUUAUACAAAAUAGUUACCAGUGACAUAAUUUUAUAUAAAUAAGUAUAAAGGUUUAAGAAUCUAAAUUUUUGAACCUUUGUUAAGCAAGAUAUUGAGAAUUAAAGAAAAUGGGUCUGAGUCCUUUAAUAAUUCUUUUUAAUCUAUUUUACUUGAAUUCAAAGAAUAUUA
Leptopilina heterotoma is the source of this 2834-nucleotide messenger RNA. Its product is annotated as sodium-dependent nutrient amino acid transporter 1-like. Bases 369 to 2318 code for a protein of 649 amino acids. The transcript is spliced from 10 exons. Gene Ontology annotation, molecular function: L-amino acid transmembrane transporter activity. Gene Ontology annotation, biological process: sodium ion transmembrane transport. The record is from RefSeq and is a predicted model, not a curated record. Gene Ontology annotation, cellular component: membrane. NCBI's taxonomy places the organism in Eukaryota, Metazoa, Arthropoda, Insecta, Hymenoptera, Figitidae.